UGCAGCUGGCGGGGGGACUGGGGCUGGUUUCCUGUCUGGAAAGGAAGGGGCCCAGAGAAGGGAGUAUGUGUAGAGGGGGAAAAAGAGCCGAAUGCAGGCCCUGCCCACCUAGCCCCCUCUCUUUGCUGGAAGAGUGAGGUAACUGGGGAGAGGAUGGGCUGGGUUGGACUGGGCUGGACUGAGGCGGGGCACAGCAGAGCCUAGGAGGGGCAGUUUGGAGUGGAUGGGCCAGGACUCCAGGACUCACCCGUUUCCUCAACCCAGGCUCGGUAGCUGCCUCACUUUCUCCACACAUUCAUCCUCCCCACUAAAAAGCUGAUCUAGAGCCAGGUUCCCAUUCGGAAACCUCCAGCCUUCCUCCUGUGCUCCCUGGGAACCCCCACGACCAUGUGGAAACUAGGGCCAAAUGCUGUAUGACCCCUGCCCCCCAGCAUCCUCCUUCUGCCUCUCCCUGUCAUACCACCUCACUACCCCUCACCCCCAUCCCUGAACACAUUGGCCCUCUGUCCACCGGGCCAGUGAUGUGGGCGGGAACUAGGGAGGGAAUGAAAGGCCCUUUCUCUUCCACAGCUGGGAGAACAGCUGCCAUCAGCCCCAAACUGGAUGCUCUACUCUGCCUAGGGGCCCCCUCCCCUCAGUCAGUUCUCCAGACCCUCCCUUCUCCCCUCCCACCUUCCUUUCCUCCCCCUUCCUCCAUCCCUUGCUCCCGCCUGGGGCGGUGUCAGCAGCAGUGGAGAAAGUUUGUCGUGGCAGCCUAAGAGGCCUGACUCGGGGGAGUUAGGGGCUGGAAGGGAGGAAUUGGGGCUGCUUCAGGGCAGAGCUGGGGGCCACAGAGAUGCAGGACAGAUUGCAUAUCAUGGAAGAUCUCAACAUGCUGUACAUCCGGCAGAUGGCGCUCAGCCUGGAGGAUACAGAGCUGCAAAGGAAGCUGGACCAUGAGAUCCGGAUGAGGGAAGGAGCCUGCAAGCUGCUGGCUGCUUGCUCCCAAAGGGAACAAGCCUUAGAGGCCACCAAGAGCUUGCUGGUCUGCAGCAGUAGAAUCCUCAGCUACAUGGGGGAACUGCAGCGUCGAAAAGAAGCGCAGGUGCUGGGGAGGACAGCAAGGCGGCCUUCAGAGACUGGGCCCCCAGAUGAACGCUCCCCGUGUCGUGGCACAGUUUGUAUCUCUGACAUCCGAAUCCCCCUCAUGUGGAAGGACACAGAGUAUUUCAAGAACAAGGGAGACCUACACCGAUGGGCUGUGUUCCUGUUGCUGCAGCUGGGGGGGAACAUCCAGGACACAGAGAUGGUCCUGGUAGACAGGACAUUAACAGACAUCUCAUUUCAGAGCAGUCUUCUUUUUAUUGAGGCAGGACCAGACUUUGAGCUGAGGCUGGAGCUGUAUGGGGCCUGUGUGGAGGAGGAGGGAGCUCUGACUGGGGCGCCCCGGAGACUGGCCAGCAAGCUCAGCAACUCUCUGGGACGGUCCUCUGGAAGGCGCGUUCGGGCUUCACUGGAGAGCGCUGGGGGCUCUGGGAGUAGCAGUGCAGGGAAUCCCAUCCUGCUCCCCACCCCAGCUGUGGGAGGACCCCGAUACCACCUCCUGGCCCAGACGACCCUGACUCUGGCGGCCGUACAGGAUGGCUUCCGUACCCAUGACCUCACCCUCACUAGUAAUGAGGAGAACCCAGCCUGGCUGCCUCUCUAUGGCAGUGUGUGUUGUCGCCUGGCAGCUCAGCCCCUCUGCAUGACUCAGCCCGUCAUGAGUGGCACCCUCAGGGUGCAGCAUCAGGUCGGGGGCCAGCAGAGCUGGGGCCAGGUGCAUGGUAUCCUGAAAGGAACCAACCUUUUCUGUUACCGCCAUCCUGGGGAAGCCAACACUCAAGAAGAUCCAUUGUUCACCAUUGCAAUCAACAAGGAGACUCGGGUCCGGGCUGGGGAGCGGGACCAGAGUCUGGGGGGACCUCCCACCCUCAGCAUCAGUAACCGGUAUGGGGGAGAUGAAGUGACUCACACAUUGCAAAUGGAGAGCAGGGGGGCCCUGCAACGAUGGAUGGAGGCUUUAUGGCAGCUCUUCUUUGACAUGAGCCAAUGGAAACAGUGCUGCGAUGAGCUCAUGAAGAUUGAAGUCCCUUCUCCACGAAAGCCACCUCCUGCACUGGCCAAACAAGGCUCCCUCUACCAUGAGAUGGCCUUGGUCCCAGGGGGCCCAGGCGAGGGGCUACUGCUCCAGGAUAAUGCUGUAUCAGCCGAGAUCCGGGCUCUGCUCUCCUCCUAUUACAGCGACAGCUAUUGACCCUUUAGAUGACAUCGCAGCAGUGACGGAUAUCCUGGCAAAGCAGGAGGGCCCCCCUCUGGAUGUUCCCCCACCCUGGCUGGCAUUAUUUACAGAGAAGCUACCUUCCUCGAAGCGUCCAAUCCAUGCACCCCGAAGCCCCUCUCCGCCUCGUGCCUGCCCAGGCUCUCGAGCCACUCCCUGGGGCCGGCCCCGUACCCUCUCCCUGGACGCUGCUCCUCGAGGCCGCCCCCCACUUCCUCCCCGAUCCAGCUCUAGUUCCAGCUCGGGCUCUGGAAGCCCUGCCCCCCGACAGCGAUCCCCUCCAGCCCGGGGUUUCCGGGCAAAAGCUCGACCCUGGCUCCAGUCACCGGUGUGAGGGGUUAAAGAAGGGGGUGCUACUGGAAACAAGGUAAUGCUAGAAGAGGAAUUGCCUUUUGAUAUCCCUCAAAGGAGUGGUGUCAGGGGACGGUCAGUGAUGCCACUGAUAAGGGUCUUGGGAUGGCCAACUUCAUGCCUGGCUCUGCUGUGGUUUGGGUGAGAAUGUAAACCCCUUCCCAACUAUGAUAUCACCACAAGGGGACCUUGUCCACAGCUGGCUGGUGGAUCUGGUCCAACUCCUGAGAGAAAACUGGAACACCCCCAGCCCAGCUGUACUACCCUAUCUUGGGCAAGAAUGAGGAGGGUAGCCCUUGAAGCUCUGGAGGGAGGGAGAUGUAACCCCAGAAAGGGUGCCUGCCCCUACACUCAGUCAUUAAAGUCUAUUUAAUAUCA
Messenger RNA from Monodelphis domestica (gray short-tailed opossum), 3028 nucleotides. It is a transcript of the gene RTKN, whose product is annotated as rhotekin. Lineage: Eukaryota; Metazoa; Chordata; Mammalia; Didelphimorphia; Didelphidae. Gene Ontology annotation, cellular component: actomyosin contractile ring. Gene Ontology annotation, biological process: actomyosin contractile ring assembly; signal transduction; mitotic cytokinesis. Gene Ontology annotation, molecular function: GTPase inhibitor activity. The record is from RefSeq and is a predicted model, not a curated record.